Messenger RNA from Trichechus manatus latirostris (Florida manatee), 4985 nucleotides. RefSeq names its product solute carrier family 25 member 40 (gene SLC25A40). NCBI's taxonomy places the organism in Eukaryota, Metazoa, Chordata, Mammalia, Sirenia, Trichechidae. Gene Ontology annotation, biological process: mitochondrial transmembrane transport. Bases 2110 to 2937 code for a protein of 275 amino acids. Gene Ontology annotation, cellular component: mitochondrion. The record is from RefSeq and is a predicted model, not a curated record. The transcript is spliced from 9 exons.
UGGAGAGGCAAAUUCUCAGCAGGAGGUUGAACUGGAAGGAACCGGUUUGAAGCCCUGGGAAUAACAAAACCUAGUGGUAAAGAUAAUUUGUAGUUAGCUUUAUCAAAUCUGCAUUAACUCUGGCUUUUAUUUGGUACAGGUGAAUUUAACAGAUUAAGAAGACUAAUAUUGUUUGAUUAUUGAUUACUUGAAUCCAAAGUUAACUCAAAUAUUUAAAUAGACUUUUGGAGUUUCUAUUUCUUGCCUUAGAGCACAUAUUUUCUUAUAAAUGCUAGUAUUUUAGUUUUAAGGCUAAUGGAAUAGUUGAAGUAUUUUGAGUGACAGUUGAGUAUUUGUGAGAAGUAACUGUCUUCUCAUUGGUCUUCUUUAAACAAAAUUUAAGGACAAAAUAACAGAACAUUACAUUCAAGACAACUUUAAGAUAAAUAAUCUUACCCACUCUAUAGUCAUGAGGAGAUGUAUGAUUUGAUAUAGUCCGUGUUCUUUGGGAAAACUUCUGUACGGUUUACAGAUUGUUGUUGUUGUUAGUUGCCAUCAAGUUGAUUCUAACUCAUGGUGACCCCAUGUUUCCAGAGUAGAACGGCUCCAUAGAGUUUUAAAGGCUGUGACCUUUUGGAAACAGAUCACCAGGCUUGUCUUCUGAAGCACCUGUGGGUGGGUUUGAACCACCAAACUUUCAGCUAGUAAUCAAGUGUUUAACUGUUGCACCACUCAGGGACUCCCCAAUUUACAGGUAUCACUUGUCAAUUGAAAUUUAUGUAUCUUAAUAGUGACACCUCUGGAUGUUGUUAAAAUCCGACUCCAAGCCCAAGGCAACCUCCUCCCCAAAGAAACAUUUUUUCAUCACUUAGUUGCACAUGAUGUCUAGGUGGAGAACAAAUAUAUCACAUAUAAUACUCCUAUGAACCUACCAAUAAAGGACAUAUAAACAGUAGGCUGAAAAUUAAAGAAAGGGACCAUUAUAUAUUUGGCCAUAAGCCACAGGUAAGGACAGAAUUAUACUUGCAAGGAAUCUUAGAAUCUAGCUUCAUCCUUAGUCCAAAAGCCAUACCCAUCUUGGAACAUUCAUGAAAGCCAUCCAACAGUUGCUUGAAUACAGUGAGGAUUGGAAAUUCAUUACAUUAUCAGGCAAUUUGAUUAAUUAUUUGACAGUUGACAUGGAAUUUGAGAAGAAAAUUUUUAUAUUUUUAUUCGAUGGGCAGAAAUAGCAGUUCCUUGAUCAAUCUUUUAAGCUUUAUGAAGAUAAUGGUAUUUUAAAACUUGUUUAAAUCGCAGAAGACAGACUGGACUAUAAGAAAGUUGGCUCAUAUAUAAAUGCCAUUAUGUCUCACAGCAGUGAGAUGGAAUGAACCACAGGUGUAUUUCAGAGAAAGGAGGAAAGGAUAGAUGGAUUAUAGGAAGUUAACAAAAAAGUAAAUUAGUUUCUUACACAUUAAAGAAACUUAAAAGCAGAAAAAGGCUCUUAGAUGUAUAUAUUAUGAAACUAACAGAAUUAUGUAUAUUCUAACAGAAGAUAAUUUCAGGAGCAAGAAUGAGUUCAGAAAUGGAAAUGAGUUGGUAUUAAAGAAGUUGUAAUGAGGUGGAAGCUGACAGAUGGCUAGACUGAGUGGUACAAAUACAGAGAAAGGAACAAAGCAUACCAUUAUUUAUAUUGAUUCAGAAGAGCUUUUUUUUCAUAAUCUAUUUUUGUUGGAAUUUCCCCUGUGCAUCACAGAAUUUUCUUCUGGUCAAAUAGAGAAGCGUGCACUGAUAUUCUCUUUAAACAGGGUUUUCCUCCUUUAUCUUCCCUCUCUAUUCCUUUGGAUAACCGAAGGAUUUAUUUCUGUUUACAUUUGUUUAAUACAGGUCUGAAAGUGUGAAACCCACUAACUACUAAAUUACUAUCCACAACUGUGAGUUUAGAGCCUGGUGCCGUAUUAUUAAGCAAAUCAAAUUAAUUAUGUAUGUUUCAUCCUAAAAGACAGAUAUAGUUAUUUCUGUUUUCAUAACUUUGUAGUAUCCUCAUUGUACUUUCAGUUUGUUCAUGUGUGAAAGACAAUUGAGUGAAGUAGUUGUUGACUGUUGAAAUCUUUUUUGUUAGGACAAUGCUUUGUAUAUAGUAAUGGACUUAUGGAUCAUCUAUGUGUCUGUGAAGAGGGAAGCAACAAAGUAUGGUAUAAGAAGCCAGGAUGUUUCCAAGGAACGUUGGAUGCUUUUUUGAAAAUCAUUCGAAAUGAGGGCAUUAAAUCCCUGUGGAGUGGCCUUCCCCCUACCCUAGUGAUGGCAGUUCCUGCCACAGUUAUUUAUUUUACCUGCUAUGAUCAAUUAACUGCUAUUCUGAGAUCUAAAUUAGGAGGAAAUGAAACCUACAUACCAAUUGUUGCUGGAAUUGUGGCCAGAUUUGGUGCAGUAACUGUGAUAAGUCCACUAGAAUUGAUUAGAACCAAGAUGCAGUCUAAGAAGUUUUCUUACCAGGAACUGCAUCGAUUUGUCAGCAAGAAAGUGUCUGAAGAUGGUUGGAUUUCCCUUUGGAGAGGCUGGGCUCCUACUGUUCUUAGAGAUGUACCUUUCUCAGCAAUGUACUGGUAUAACUAUGAAGUUUUAAGGAAGUGGUUGUGUGAGAAAUCUGAUUUAUAUGAACCAACAUUUAUGAUCAACUUCACUUCGGGGGCAUUGUCUGGUUCUUUUGCAGCUGUUGCAACUUUACCAUUUGAUGUGGUAAAAACACAAAAGCAGACGCAACUUUGGAUGUAUGAAAGUCACAAAAUGCCUGUGCCUUCAAAUAUGUCAACCUGGGCUAUAAUGAAGAACAUUGUUGGUGAAAAUGGACUUUCUGGAUUAUUUACAGGCCUAAUUCCUCGUUUAAUUAAAAUUGCUCCUGCUUGUGCCAUUAUGAUCAGUACAUAUGAAUUUGGGAAGGCUUUUUUCCAGAAACAAAAUGUUCGAAGCCAGCAAUGAUUGCUAGUAAUGUUGUUUCAACUUGAAAUAAUAACCAUAGCCAAAUAAUAAAAUGGAGACUGUUAGGCAAGAACUUUUCCCACUGUUAUUUAUCUUAAAAUGAUUGGAUGUUUUUCCUUCAUGUAAUUUAAAUGAGUAGUUAUUAUUCCCUCUCAAACAUAAUCCUAAAUUUAAAAUUAACUUUGUUAUCCUGAUUUUUGAGAUACUGAAAAAGAUAUUCCAGAAAUCACAACUGUUGAGUGUUCUUAUAGUAAAAGAAAAACUACUUUAGUACUGAAGGCAAUAAUCUCUGCAAGUUUGAUUCAUCUAAGUUUUAGUGUAACAAUCUUGUUGGAGUGCAUUAGCUACAUCACAGCUUUUUGAAUUGUGUGCUGAAUGUUGUACAGAGUCUAGAAGAAAAACAUUCCGAGUCUUUUUUGCAAAUGUAAAUCAUAUAUAUUGAGAUAUUUAAGUAUUUCAUUUCAGUAAAGCAGAUACUAGAAGGUAGUCAUUAAGUACCAUUAUUCACAUUUACCAAACAUUACCUAUUAGUUCAUUCUUUAGCCCAAAUGCAAGGAGCCCUGGUGGCACAAUGGUUAAGUGCUUGGCAACUAACUGAAAUGUUGGAGGUUCGAACCCCACCAGAGGGUCUGCUGGAGAAAAUACUUGGUGAUCUGCUUCCAUAAAGAUUAUAGUCUAGGAAACCCUAUGGGGCAGUUCUAGUCUGUUCUAAAGGGUCGCUAUGAUCAGAAUCGACUAAUCCGAAUGCAUUAGUUUUUUUUACCCCAUAUUACUGUUUUAAGGCCUUACAUGUAUUAGGAUUUCUCUAAUCAAAGGUGUGGCUAUUUUAUAGUUAACUACUGUUUCUAUGAGAGAGGGAGUUUUUUUACUGAUUGGAGUAAAUGUUAACUUCAGUCAAACUUAGGUGUGCAGUGGAAAACCACACUGCAUUUAGACUAGUAAAAAUAAAGUUUGGGUACGGGAUGGGCCUCUGGUUUUUAACCAUUUUGUAAUUCCAGUAUCAUUGUUCAUGGAGUUCUCGAUCAUUUCUAAUGGCUUGUUGUAACAUUAUAGAGAUUACUACUGCCUUGGUCACAAAAUAUUUCAAAAUGUCCUCUAAUUUCAUGCCAUCUCACAUUAGUAUGCUAGACCAAGAGACUAAACAGGAAGCAGUUUCCUUGAAGAAAUUGGUUUCUGUCCCUCACUGUAGGCUAAUGCCCAAGUGAUUUAGCUUUUGAAUAUAUGUAGGAAUGAAAUAAAAAAGAAUAUGAUGGCAGGGUAAGAAAUGAUAUUUUUUUACAUUGUUUGAUUUUCUCAGGAUGGUCUAUAUCCUAUAAGAAAAAACACUUUAUUGCAAUCUAUGUGUACUUUAUGACAAUAUGAAGCAUUUUCUUUUCUAAAAUGGAGUAAUAUAUUUAGGUGACAAAUCUUCUCUGGUUUCAGUAGGGCAAUUAAUACAUUUUGUGUUAAAGUAGGAGUUUAUGUGUUUCACCAGAAACAAACUAUAUAGGGUUUGUAUGUAGUUGUAUUUAUUUUAUCCUGUGUUGAUUUACCUUAAAUUUGCAAAAUACACAUUCAUAUAAAUAUAUAUUAACUUACAUUUUUAUUAGAAUAUUUUAUGCCUUCUUCAAAUUAUCAUUGUGCAUUUAGUCAAAUAUUUUCAAAUAAAAAUAAUGCUAUACUGUAUAUAUAUGGAGGUUUAUCUCAAACAUUGCUGGUUAACAGUAUUAAAUUUAAAUUACUGUGGUUUUGCUGUGCUUCUUUUUGAUAAUUGAUAGGUAGAAAAACUUAGAACUAUGUUCUCAAAAAGCAGCCACAGAUUUCAACUUAAAUAUCACUUAUAAAUAUCAGAAGGAAAGUUUCCAUUUUCCCUACCCAUCCUGCACUUGAGGAAAAUUCUUCUCAUUUAUGACUAAAAUAAGUUAAAUAAAUCUAAUUGCCUGGUAAUGUUUCUAACAUGUUACAUACAAUGUAUCUGGAUGAAAAGAAGGCUCAAUUCAAGUCUUCUGUACAUUUAAGAGGUAAAGAAGCACUAAUAUAUUUUUUUAAAUAAAAAAAAAAUUAGCAAC